Messenger RNA from Rhea pennata, 1206 nucleotides. RefSeq names its product tropomyosin 4 (gene TPM4). The transcript has 9 exons. Gene Ontology annotation, biological process: muscle contraction; actin filament organization. The record is from RefSeq and is a predicted model, not a curated record. Gene Ontology annotation, cellular component: actin filament. NCBI's taxonomy places the organism in Eukaryota, Metazoa, Chordata, Aves, Rheiformes, Rheidae. Bases 212 to 1066 code for a protein of 284 amino acids. Gene Ontology annotation, molecular function: actin filament binding.
AAAGGCUGUAUAUGAAAGAUCAGAGAGGAGGCCAGCAAAUCUGGGCUUUGUCCAGGGACUGCAGUUUAAAGCUCUGUGCAACCACUUGAGCUCAUUUUCCCUGUGACUUGGCUGGGCGCAACUUUCUCUGCCCAAGUCUUGAAAAAUCUAAAACUUCAGUCUUCAGAAUUCUUUCAGUUGUGUGACAGAUACUACCUGUCCUUUAGCAAAAAUGGAAGCAAUCAAGAAAAAGAUGCAGAUGCUGAAGUUAGACAAGGAAAAUGCAAUUGAUAGAGCAGAACAGGCUGAAGCGGAUAAGAAGGCAGCUGAGGACAAAUGCAAACAGGCAAAGGAUGAGCUGGUAGCCCUGCAGAAAAAGUUGAAAGGAACUGAAGAUGAACUGGAUAAGUACUCGGAGGCUCUGAAAGAUGCCCAGGAAAAACUGGAACAGGCUGAAAAGAAGGCAACUGAUGCUGAAGGUGAAGUGGCAGCUCUGAAUAGACGUAUCCAACUCGUGGAAGAGGAGUUGGAUCGUGCCCAGGAACGGCUGGCUACAGCCUUGCAGAAACUGGAGGAGGCUGAAAAAGCAGCCGAUGAGAGUGAGAGAGGAAUGAAGGUUAUUGAGAACAGAGCAAUGAAAGAUGAAGAAAAGAUGGAGAUUCAAGAGAUGCAGCUGAAGGAGGCUAAGCAUAUUGCUGAAGAAGCUGACCGCAAAUAUGAAGAGGUUGCCCGUAAACUGGUUAUUUUGGAGGGUGAACUGGAAAGAGCUGAAGAGCGUGCAGAGGUGUCAGAAGUUAAAUGUAGUGAUCUUGAAGAGGAAUUAAAGAAUGUCACUAACAACCUGAAGUCCCUGGAAGCCCAAUCUGAAAAGUACUCAGAAAAAGAAGAUAAAUACGAAGAAGAAAUCAAGCUUCUGUCUGACAAGCUUAAAGAAGCUGAAACACGUGCUGAAUUUGCGGAGAGAACAGUGGCAAAACUGGAAAAAUCCAUUGAUGACCUGGAAGACGAGCUCUACGCUCAGAAGCUGAAGUACAAAGCUAUCAGUGAGGAGCUUGACCAUGCUCUCAAUGAUAUGACCUCUUUGUAAUUUGUACCUACUGGGGGGCUUGGACUUGCAUUUCUUAAGCUUUUCUUGCUUGUAAUACCUGUCGCUUCUGUGCAACUUCUAAAUAUGAUCCUUCAACCUCCUCUGUAAGAACUGCUUUCAAUAAAAACAAGAUACCUCUA